Molecule: messenger RNA, 792 nt
Organism: Aspergillus uvarum CBS 121591
Lineage: Eukaryota; Fungi; Ascomycota; Eurotiomycetes; Eurotiales; Aspergillaceae
Exons: 2
Coding region: 1-792 (263 amino acids)
Source: RefSeq, a predicted model, not a curated record
AUGAAGUUUAUUUUGUUGACGACCCUGGUGAUUCUUCUCCAGGCCUUGACCACCAUAUCACUGGCUCUCCCGCCAUCCGCUCCUGCGUCAAGAGAUCAGCCUGGCUAUACCCUAGAAAUUGCAAAGCGUCGGGGUGGGGGAGGAGGAGGUCGUGCAGGGGGCAGCAGUAGCGGGGGAGGCAGUGGUGGGCGCACCGGUAGUAGCGGAGGGAGCAGCAGUGGCAGCAGUGGAAGUGGUUCUAGGACUGGUUCCUCUACCAACGUUGGAGGCUCAACUCGCAGCGGUUCAGGCAGACAACCAGCCUACGGGGGCGGCAAAUAUUAUGCUGGCGGCGCGACCGCUCCCUAUACUUCGGGUGCUCGUUCGCGAACGGGCAUAACGCCCUAUCUGUUACCUGCGACUGGUCUCGCGUUCUUCGGGUUCUGGGCAUACAACGUCUACGCCUAUCCAUACCCCCAUCAUUACUAUUAUGUGAAUCAGUCCUCGCACCGCAAUGAGUCCAUGCCCGUGGUCUGUCUAUGCCAACAGUACCUGGAAUGUGGCUGUGAUGACAACUCCAAUUCCACCUACUAUGAGUCGCUGUUCAACGGUAGCCAACCAACGAACACAAGCAUUACGCGGGUUGCCCCCGUGAAUGGCACCGACUCGAUCUAUAUCAAUGGUACCUUACCCAAUGGGACCACCGUCGCCGAUUCCUCUGCCUCAGCUGCCGCAGCUGGACCAACAAGCCAAGUGAGCCUUUCCAUCGGGUACUGGACCAUCAUUGCGUUGGUGGUGGGCCAGGUAUUAUGA